Molecule: messenger RNA, 1268 nt
Organism: Phoenix dactylifera (date palm)
Lineage: Eukaryota; Viridiplantae; Streptophyta; Magnoliopsida; Arecales; Arecaceae
Product: actin-depolymerizing factor 7
Biological process (GO): actin filament depolymerization
Cellular component (GO): actin cytoskeleton
Molecular function (GO): actin binding
Source: RefSeq, a predicted model, not a curated record
CCACCGACCGUCGGCUCCUUUUAUCUCAUCCAUCCUCGUCGCGUCGCGGACGAGCCCCUGAUCUCGGAGCCUAUUCUCGUCUCCGGGUGCCCUAGAUUCUCUCGAGAUAUCCCUUCCCUCCGCGGCACGACCUUCCUCCGGGGUUCUCGGUCCGAUCGCCGUCAACGAAAAUGAGAUUCAGAGUGCAUAUAUAUUCAUGCGCUGGCCCCUGUUGACGCCUACAAUCAUUGUGGCUUCUUUCGGAUAUUAAGUUCUUUUUUUUUUGAAAUGUAACUGAGGCAGAUGGGUAUGAGCCAUUGCCACCAGAUUUAUUAAAAGGAAGAGUAUUUACUAUGUUAUAUACAUCAGUGGCAGUUUAAAGGCCAGAAUGUACAGUGAGGUUUCAUUAAACAGGAAAUACAAGAGUAAAGUCCAACAGAAGAGCCCUCAGGCUCUUCCCAAUAAUGCGAUGACAUGUUUCUAUUCCUGUUAAAUUGCAGGCCAACGCAGCAUCAGGGAUGGCUGUGAAUGAUGAUUGCAAGCUGAAGUUUUUGGAAUUGAAGGCAAAGAGAACUUACCGUUUCAUAGUUUUCAAGAUCGACGAGAAAUCGAAGCAGGUCAUUGUGGAGAAGGUUGGUGAGCCUACUUUGAGUUAUGAGGAUUUCACUGCCAGCCUUCCAGCAGACGAAUGCAGAUAUGCAAUUUAUGACUUUGAUUUUGUGACUGAAGAGAACUGCCAGAAAAGCAAAAUCUUCUUUAUUGCCUGGUCUCCUGACACCUCUAGAGUGAGAAGUAAGAUGCUUUACGCCAGCUCCAAGGAUAGAUUCAAGAGGGAGCUUGAUGGCAUCCAGGUGGAAUUGCAAGCAACUGAUCCUACUGAGAUGGGCCUUGAUGUCAUAAGAAGCCGUGCAAAUUAAGUAUGUAUUACUUGGUUGUGCAGUGGAGAUAUCCUCCCUGCAUUCUGGUUGCUUUAUUGAAUGUGUUUAUAGUUUCAUGGGAUGGUGAAUUCGCUGAGUAUUAUGUUUGGUUGUCAUUCAGGUUGUUAAAAUACGGUCCUUCUUGCCUUCUCCUUAAACAUCUUUCAUUUUGGGUAUAUCAUAUGAUUUGUUGUUUUGUGGAACCUGGGACAAGUGUCUACUUGUAGCUUGACAUCUACAAGCUAAUGAUAUGUAAUAGUUUGUGGGGUUAGCCAGGUAGGCAAUGUUUGUAGCUCAUUUCUAUGACUUUGUAAUGGAUAUUUGACCCAUCUGGUGUUAUUUUGAAUUGGACUACAGGUUUGCUGAGCUUUA